GGCUGGGCGAAGACAAACUUGAGCCGAGCAGCUGAGCCGUCCGGCAAUCAGCUGGCGAGGCGAGUGGAGCCGCCAUCUUCGAUAAAUGAGAGGCGAGCGCCGGCGGUGGCAGCGCAGCCGGGAGAGACUCAGCGCCGGGCCCAGCAGCCAGCAGGACAGCCCACGCCGCCCGUACACCCCUUGAAGGAAACCUCACCCCCUCUUUUUGUUUUCUUUCCCUUCCCCUCCCCCCCACCCCCGUGAAAUGUCAGCCAUGAACCCCGAGUAUGACUACUUGUUCAAGCUGCUUCUGAUUGGUGAUUCUGGAGUUGGGAAAUCUUGUCUACUGCUCCGGUUUGCUGAUGACACAUACACAGAGAGCUACAUCAGUACCAUUGGUGUUGACUUCAAAAUCCGAACCAUAGAAUUAGAGGGAAAAACAAUUAAGCUACAAAUUUGGGAUACAGCAGGACAAGAGAGAUUCAGGACCAUCACCUCCAGUUACUACAGAGGAGCACAUGGCAUUAUUAUUGUAUAUGAUGUUACAGAUCAGGAUUCCUUCAAUAAUGUUAAGCAGUGGCUGGAAGAAAUAGCUCGCUAUGCCAGUGAAAAUGUGAACAAAUUGCUAGUGGGGAAUAAAUGUGACUUGACUAGUAAGAAGGUGGUGGAUUAUACUACAGCUAAGGAGUAUGCUGACUCUCUGCAAAUUCCAUUUUUGGAAACCAGUGCAAAAAAUGCCACCAAUGUUGAACAGGCAUUUGUGACGAUGGCUGCGGAGAUCAAGAAUCGGAUGGGCACUGGUCCUACACACAACGAUGAGAAAUCCAAUAUCCGAAUCCAGAGCACUCCCUUGAAGCAAGGCAGUGGUGGAGGUGGCUGCUGCUAAGGGCAGGAAAGCAGCAGAGACAGAUCCAUUCCUGUUGCACAGUAUAUUGAAACUACAAUUGUCUCCUGAGCAGUAAUGGUUUUAACAUUGCCCAUUGAUUUGUGCCCAUUCUUGGCAGAUCCUUUUCUGACCAAAUGGACAUGAGACCAAUUGGAAACUCCAGGAAAAAUUGUCUUAGUUGUCUUGAAAGUUCUUGUCUACUGAUUUGAAACACUUGGAUUGUAAGAUAUUUUGUAGUAUUCAAUUUCUCCCUCUUGUUUUCCCCUUUUCCCACAGGUUUUUGUUGCACUGGGGUCAAGACUAACUAGACGUCUGACAGCCAGAUUUGAGGUUUAGUCACGCUCCACCCUUCAGUGUAAAGCUGUGGUAUUAAGUGAAGGAAAGUAAAAUGUACAAAUCUGGUUAAAAUUCACCUGGGAAUGAACCUUUGCAUGUCAAUAUAAUUGUAAUGGGAACUGUUUAAAAGGUGGCAGAUGCACAGAAUUGACUCAUUUGCAGCAAAGUGACUUCCAUCUUGAAUUACUAUCUUGUACAUUAAAUCAAUUUACUAGUUUUUGUCUGCAUAUUCUAAAUGUUGAAACCCCACAUUUUGAUUCUCUUUGAAAGCAUUGUAACCAGUUUGUCUUCACUGCUCACAUUAAGACAAGCCAGGCAGUAUGUAAAAAGGCAAGCUGGCCUUUAUCAACUGUGACAUUGAGUUGACUGCUUUACUAAUUGUAUCUUCUAUUUGCUCACUACAGGAAGAGUAUCCAGUAUAUUGAUGUUUAGCCUGCCCACUAAUAUUACUAACUUAAUCACUUUAAGAUUUGACAUUACUCCAACCCUACAAUGUGAAAUCAUUCACUUGCACAUCGAAUGUCCAAGUUGUAUUUAAGCUAACCAGGGUGACAUGAUGUUGAAUGGACUAAGUACAAGUAGCCAGUUUUGAAAUUAAUACAGGUAAUGCAUACUAGUUAGGCAAAUAGUUUGGAUGUAGCUUGGCCAGAUUGGUUUCCAUGGUCCCAAUGUGUGUAGCAGGUGGGGGUGAAGAAAGUGGGGGAAAUGGUCAACUUAAGAUGAGGGUGAAUUGUGUGCUGGGCUUUGAAAGGCUGUGGGGAAGCUUUGAGAAUGGUUGUACAACUGGAAAGGUCCUACAUGCAAACCUGUUUGACUUUUAUCCAUUAGGCCUUAAUUCAACUGGCCAAAGUUGCUGCACCUAUCGUGCAACUUCCAUUCAAUUUGUGGUAGUUUUGAUUAGCAUUAACAGUUCUAUUGAAUUUUGGCCCAUAAUGGUGGUCUGUUGUAAAAUAUUGACAAUGGCUGACAUCUGUCUCAAGUGCUGGAACAAUCCAACUGUACCACUGACUGGCUUUAUUUCUUGUACAUGCUUUCUGCUGGACCCCCAUGCCUGACACUAGAAAUUCAGUGCCUAGCAAGUUUCAGUCCAGAGGUAUAUAGUGGCAAAGCUAGUUUAAGACCUAGAUAGAUAUUUUGUAGUGCAGUAUGUCUGGUGCAAAUUGCUUAUGUAAAAUGUUACUGCAUGCAGAAGUUACCAGUUCACCUGUACUACAGAUUUGCCCUUGAGUGUAACAUCUUUCCAGCUGUGGGUAUUCAGUUAUAUGCCUGUUUAAAUAGUCUCUUCCUACUGAUUUUUUUUUGACUCUGGUAAAAUUGAACUAUAAUUGUGUGAACAAACAUUUUACCACAUGUAAUUGUAAGCAUUAGUACACAACCAAUCUUGCUGUGGAUGUCUGGUAUGUUAAGCUAUAAACUUCAAGCCUAUACUUUCCUCACCAUUCUGAAUUUAUUCAGAAAUUUCCUUAAUUGAAACACUUGCACAGCAAUGCCACUUUGCUCUAAUUUGCAAAUGGGGUUUUAAACUGCUUAUGUAAAGAACCACAAAGCAGUGUUUGGCCAGUAAGUCAAUGCUACUUGUCAUUUUUGGUUAAAGGCUAAACACUUUUUUUCCCCAGAUCCUGAUGUGCCUUCAGAAAUUGCUGUUUUGGAUUUGAAUUGCUCAUCAUGUUUUAAUUGAAUUUCAUCCUCCAGUUCACACCUCAAAUUGUUGCAACUAAUUGCAUUUGAGUUGGUGCAUAUGUGCUGGCUGAGGUGUCAAGUAUUUUGCAUGGGAUCUAUUUGCUUUGGAUAUUUAAUUACUUCCAACUUUGCCUAAAUUUCCUCACUAUUCUAGUAGCACUGGAAUUUGCAUCACUCUGGUUUGCAAAAGCACCCAUUGAAUGUAAUUUAUACCCAGAAUUUUUUGGGGGGCUUUUUUGGUCUGCAACUGUUCCUACAGGACAAUUUGUCAGUGUGUGUCAAGACUUUGGGUCUUGUGCGUAUAAUUACCAUCCAAAAAUGGGCUUUGCCAUAGCCCUGACAACUUAGUUUCAUCUCACUAUUGCACUCCACUGUAUGAUCAAUGGCCAUCUUGAAACUAUUAGAAACUACUUCACAUGUACAAUUGUUCUUGACUAUUUAUGAAUAAGUUUAUUAGCAUUUUAAAGUUUUAAUUAUGAUUUCAGGUUGUGAUUUUUACUGUGGUUUGUCACAGCCCCUCAUGUUUCAGUAAGGCCAGAUGUAUGUUUAGCUGUUUGUGGUGUUGUAUGCCAUUUGUGUACAUGUCUAAAUGGACCAGAUUUAAAUGCUGUUCUGAUCACAUUGCAAAACUUGUUAUCUGCAACAAAUGGUUCCUAUAUCUUUUUGGACCCUUGCUUUCACCCUUCAAAAUAUACUCACUGCAUUUGGUAUUAAAUAGAUGACAAAUAAUACUGUAGGCAAUGCCUUUUUUACUGGGCAGGUAAUGUUAGUGGUUGAUUAACAGCAAUUUCCUGCCAUUCUGCACUAUAGUACCACUUUAUUUGUUCUGUGUAUUCCAGUCUCUUUUGGACUCCAGUAUUGGGAAUGAUACCAAGGUGGAAGCUUGCAUAAACUAUCCAGUUCUUGGCUGACUGAUGCUGAAAGUCCUGGUAGUAGACUGUCACCAAUCUCUGUUGUCCAGCACGUGCAGGCAUCUAAGCCAAACCCUAAUAACAUGCCUUUUUCCUCUGAGCUUGCAUGUCUAGUACUGCAAGAAUUUCCAGGACUUUAAGGAAACAGUAAUCUUACUUGGAACUUUCGACUUCGUUUUAAUUCCUUGCUCAACUAAGCCAUCAAUAUUGAUAUUUAAAGGAACUUGAGCACUGUUAUCUAAGUGAACACUGAACAUUUGAGAAAGGAAUGUCAUUUGUGGACUAUUCAAAUUAUUUUGACCAGAUAUCUAGCUUUAAAUUUAAACAUCACAGAUGUGCACUGAAUUAAAUCUCCAAUGCUGCAGUUUAGAUUUUAAGGACUGUUUAUGAUCCUAGCUCUUGUACCAGACAUGUCUGGGGCAUGUGUUCAAUUGUUGUGGCCAUGUAACAACAACCAAGUUACCAAAUUGUAUAUCCUGAUUAAAAUUCCUGUAGCUGAUUAGUGAUGGGCUAUGUUGGUGGUUUUGGUAUAGCUCACCAGAUCAAUAGUUUGCCACUAGGCUUUAUCAGCAUCUGUGAUUUUUUUUUUCCCCUUGUGCCCUUGAAGUUUAAAAUCUCUAAGUUAGAUGUGCAUUGGACAUGUACCUGUGGACUUCUCUCCCCCACUUCAUUUAAGUUGAUCUGAUGUGUUGUCUGUGGCUAUCCUCUGCAUAAUCUGUAAAAUGACUUGUCCUAAAUUUUGAAAAUGGAGACCACCUUUCUUGGAUUUCUUGUUGAUGCCGCUGUCUGUGGAGAUUGAAAUAAAGUCUACUUCCCUCUU
Pristis pectinata (smalltooth sawfish) is the source of this 4612-nucleotide messenger RNA. Its product is annotated as ras-related protein ORAB-1-like. The transcript has 6 exons. The coding region runs from base 245 to 865 and encodes 206 amino acids. Gene Ontology annotation, molecular function: GTP binding; GTPase activity. The record is from RefSeq and is a predicted model, not a curated record. NCBI's taxonomy places the organism in Eukaryota, Metazoa, Chordata, Chondrichthyes, Rhinopristiformes, Pristidae.